CAACCCGCCAGUUUCACGCGGGCAUUCGGACGCGUGUCGCGUACCGCGCUCGCGGUCAACUAUACGCACGAAAUUCGAAAUUUGAAUAUAUUUUUUUUAAUUUAAACUUUUAUUUUCUUUUAAUUUUUUAACAAUGGUCCGCAAUAAGGUGAGCGACGGGAUCAAAAGUGAUCAGAUCGUCUCUGAAGUUCAGAAGCGACCAUGUCUCUACGACACCAACCACAUGAAUUACGGAGAUCGAGCGGAGAAGAUGAGGAGUUGGGAAGAAGUCUGCGAGAGCGUAGUUCCCGGCUGGUACACGCUCGGGCUGACGGAGAAGUUUGCGGCCGGUAAAGAGGUGCAGAAAAGAUGGCGUUCGAUCCGCGAUUCGUAUACCAAGGCGUUUCGUCAAGGGAAAUGUCAACCGCCAGAGCAGUGUCCACCGGGCAGUCGGAGGUACCAGUACCACAGGCAGAUGUCUUUCCUGUUACGAGCUUUGCAAAACAAAAAACCGCGAUACUCCCAAGACAAAUACGAAUCGUUCUCCGAAGUAUCGAACUCGCCCCAACACCCACCUCCAGAAGACAUACCACGGAUCAAACACGAAAUUACAGAGAGGCCACUCGAUCUAAAAACUAAACCAGAUAUCCAAGACAGGCCAGAAACCCUGGACAAGUGUAACCAAGCAACCAUAGACAAGAAGUUGGAAAUUAAAAUUGACGCGAAUACAAUUUUGCCCGACGACCACUUCGAUGACGACAAAUUAUUCAUGAACUCCCUACUUCCUCUAUUUAAGAAGAUGGAUGAUGAUACGAGACUGCUCUGCAGGAUUGAAGUUUUGAAGAUCAUAAGGUACGCGUUGCAAGGUCACAAGUGUUUCGAAGCAUUGAAGAUGGCGGAGGACAGCUUCUUCAAGAACAGAAUGAGCGGGAUUCUGGCUAAGCAAGAAAUCGUUGAUAAUUCUUUGAACUCCAAGUCUAAUGAAUCGAAGUUGUCGAUGACGACGCGCUCGGCUGAUGGAAGCAGACCGAUUAGGAAACGGAGGGCACGUUCUCCAUCGCCGCUUCCGUUACCACCCAAGAGACGUGGUCCAGGGCGACCCAGAAAGGUUCGCCCUCCUCCAUCGGACUCGGACGAGGAACAGCUGUUCAAGAAACAGUUCCCGAAACUUAAAGUUUCGCCUGUCGAGGUAUCUCUCGCGUCAGAAGAGGACUCGUACAACAAGGCCACGAGUGUCGCCCAGUUGUCGACGCCACUGUUUAUGAAGAUGUACAAUCUGGAACGUUCGAAAAUUGCACCUGUGACGUCACCGCAAUCCAUGCAAGUUUCCAUCAAGACGGAACCACUCGAUAACAGUCCAACGACAGCUUUAAGUACAAUGUGAAAAGGUCCAAAUUCGAUUAAACGAAAAUUGAGAUAUUUCAACAUUAGUAAUAUAAGAUUAAUCCGAAUAUAUUCAUCCUUUAUUUGCUCCAUUUAAAAAAAAAAAGCAAAUUUGAUUUUUAAUUAUUUUGUUUAUUAUGAUUUAAAGCUUAAGAAGUUAUAAAAUCAUAACAUUUUUAUAAAUUAUUUCCUUGCUCAUAAAUGUCAAAGAUGUUUAGUUAUAAGAUCGUAGUAGGGUUUGAAGUUGCUAUCUUAUUUGACAGUAUUAUAAAUACUCCAUAUAAAAGAUAACAUUUUUCAAAUUCUAUUUUCGAAUUCCGUUCCCUGAUUGGUCAUUCGUAAUUUUAUUAUCUAUAUAUCAAAUAUUGUUUGGUUGUAGAAAUGAAAAUGUGAUAUUUAGUUUAGAAUAAGGUUUUUAGUAGUUAGAUUUUUGUCUUUUAUUUUAUUAAUAUGGCAACACUAGAUUAUUGUGUUUAAAAAAUUGUAUAUAAUAGAAUUACUGUAUAUGUAUAUCUAAAUAAGUACUGUGCAUUACGAUAAAUAAUAUUUACAAUAAAAUACUGUAUAUAGUUAGUUGUUUAUUGAUACCUUAAGUAAAGUCGUUAUAUACCGGUUAUAAUAUAUAAAAUAUAUUUUUAUUUAUGUGUGUGUCAAUCACGUGAAUAUCAAGGCAAGAAUCGUUAUUGAUGUU
This is a messenger RNA of Vanessa tameamea, 2053 nucleotides long. RefSeq lists its product as uncharacterized. The transcript is spliced from 6 exons. Gene Ontology annotation, cellular component: nucleus; transcription regulator complex. Gene Ontology annotation, molecular function: DNA binding. Gene Ontology annotation, biological process: regulation of transcription by RNA polymerase II. The record is from RefSeq and is a predicted model, not a curated record. Bases 134 to 1363 code for a protein of 409 amino acids. Lineage: Eukaryota; Metazoa; Arthropoda; Insecta; Lepidoptera; Nymphalidae.